Rhinichthys klamathensis goyatoka is the source of this 4107-nucleotide messenger RNA. RefSeq names its product sterile alpha motif domain-containing protein 3-like. NCBI's taxonomy places the organism in Eukaryota, Metazoa, Chordata, Actinopteri, Cypriniformes, Leuciscidae. The record is from RefSeq and is a predicted model, not a curated record. The coding region runs from base 147 to 1445 and encodes 432 amino acids. The transcript is spliced from 8 exons.
UAACGUUACAGUCUGACAUAAUUGUGCCUUUUAAAAUUGUUGUAUGCUGUUACCACAGUGGUGGUUAACAUUGCUGUUUUUCUUUUCUCUAUUGUCUAGAUAAUGAAGUUGACGGAGAAGCAGUGGACUAUGGAUUGACUGAGAGGAUGGUUUCAUACCUCUUUGAAGGAUCCUUUAAGAAGCAAGCCAAAUUCAACAGAUUUGUUCAGCAGUGGAAAGAAACCGUGACACUAACCCUCGAGCCUGUCCCGGUACAUUCAGAGAAGGCUACAGCGGAAUCAAGUCAUGCCAUCCCAUCAUCAGCCUUCCCAGCAGUUUUCAUCAUUCCUAAAUUUCCCAGAGAUGUUCAGACAAAGUUGGACCAAAAACCGGCAUGCAAAAUUGAGAGAUCCCAUCACAACAAAAUCAUAAGAACAUUGUUUGAAACCAUGGCCCUGAUCAAAAUGUUUCCGACCAAUGAUGACUAUGUUAAAGUGUGUAAGGCCCUGAUUUUGAAAUACCCUUUCUUAAAGGACAAAGAAGGCAAUGGUUAUCAUACCUGGCACAUGUCUCUCAAACGUAAGUUCAAAUAUGAGCGGGUGCCACUGGUAGAUGAUGAAGAGGUGAGAAGAAUGAAACAGAAAUUUGGUCACCACAAAAAGCCUUUACAACAGGAAGAAAACACAAGCAAACGAGCCAAGCCAUCAAAGGAGGUGGAUAUUAUUGGGGAGGAUGAUACCUCAGUAGCGAGGCAUGUGAAAGUCCUGCAGGACCAGUACCGGAAGACAAAGCCAGAUGCCCAAAUGGUGGAGGAACGGAUGAUGAGGACAUUUGCUUGGAGAAGGCGAGAGAUUGCCAAUGGGAUGACUGUCGAAGAAGCCAUUAACAAAUAUCCAUUCCUUAAGAGUCCAUGCGGGCUAUUUCAGGAAAUGGGCCGGCUUCAUGAUGAAAUGAAUAUCUGCCGAAGAUUUGAAGAUGGCUUUAAGGUCCUAGUACCCAAAGUGCUUAAAUUGACUCAAAGGAAAUCUCCCCUUGCAGAUUUGGCUUUGGAGGAAAGAGAGGCUGCCCUCACCGAAGAUGUCCCUGGGAUUGAUUUCAGAGCUGCAAUCCUGCUGUUGCCGAUCCUGUUCAGGGAGAAAAAUGACAUUCUCGUCAUACUUGGGGAGGAUCAGCCACCAUCGCCAUAUCCUACUGUACAUCUCGACGCUGUCGCUGACUGGAGGAGUGUGCUGACUCAAAGGGUCCCUGCAGUGGUCAAACUGGAUGGGCAGUCAGUCUGCAGGGCGCUUGGUUUGGAGGAAGGUGUUAUUGCUGCUUUUUGUGCUUACUUCAUCUACAACGUGAUAUAUCCAUCUCGCCUGAAGAACACCCUAAUUUUUAUUCAGCGAUAUGUUCUAAAAAUGUCUGAGGUUGGUGAUAAGCCUCUACCUGUUAGUGUGACCAGGGUAAUCAACAUUUUAGCUUAAUCAACAACCGCAAUGCCUACACCAUUCAGCUGUCCUAAAUGCUCUCGAAGAGCCUUCACAUUGGUGAAGUUAAUCCAGCACAUCGGACUUGUUCAUGCACAUGAGCCACAUUUUACCAUAACGUGUGGCCUUAACAACUGUCAAUCAACAUUUUCUAAAUAUGAGUCCUUCCGACGACAUAUUUACAGGAAGCAUAAAGACAUUAUAGCCAGACGAGCCACUGCUCAUGAUAUCCAGGAAACAGUAGUGGGCGAGGAGGAGCAGGGGCCCAGUGAUGCUGUCAAUCCUCCUGAACCUCCUGAGAUGAAUGAACUGUUAGUGCAGUUUAGAGAGAAUCUUUUUGGCUUUAUUCUGAAAUCGAGGGAAAAAAACCACCUUCCUCAGACUGUUCAACAAGAAAUCCUGGAUGACGUAAAUUUUUUGUUUGACUUCUUUAAAGCAAACUAUGAUGCAUUUCUAAAAUAUCAUCUUGAAAAAAAUGGCUUCAAUGUGGAAUCUUGUCCUGAACUUUAUGAAGUCCUGCAGUGUUCUGACUUUUUUUCAGAGGCAUCAAAACUUGUUAGGUCUCCGCAUAUGUUGAAAAACUACUGCAAAUCCAACCUUGAAAUGACUGAACCUGUAGACUACGCACUGAGAGACCCAAGUGGUCGUAAAGUUGGAAGCUACUCAUAUGUACCCAUUUGUGAUGUACUUCAGAAAUACUGCUCCCAUGAAGAUGUUUGGGAUUCUAUUCAGAGAGAGCAAAACUGUGAAAGAGAUGAACAUGUUCUAACUGAUUAUAGAGAUGGAUUUUAUUUCAGGAACCACAAGGUAUUUGCAGAUAAUCCAGAUGCUCUAAGGUUACACCUAUAUGAGGAUGAAUUUGAGGUGUGCAAUCCGCUGGGUUCUAGACGCAACAAGCACAAACUUUGUGCAUUCUACUACACUGUUGGAAACGUAGGUUCAAAGUACUGCUCACAGUUAAAACAUAUCCAUCUAGCUUUGCUUGUCCGUUACGUUCACGUAAAAAAGUUUGGUUUAGAUGUAAUUUUGAAGCCUUUACUUGAUGACCUUAAGAAACUGUCAUCAGAGGGACUUAAAAUCAUUGUUAAUGGCAUGGAGAAGCAUGUUUUUGGAGCUGUAGCUGCAAUAUUGGGAGACAAUCUGUCAUCUCACAUGAUAGGUGGAUUUGCCAUGUCUUUUGGUGCUGGUCGAAUCUGUAGAUACUGCAUGGCUACUCACUCUGAGAUGAAAAAGAACUUCAUUGAAUCUGAUUUUGUUUUAAGAAAUGUUGAUGUACACAGAUACCAUUUAGAAUGUGUAAAACUAAAUCCAGAAAACAAAGGAAUGUAUGGAGUUCGUGGUGGAUGUGUAUUUGACCAGUUAGAUUACUUUGACGUCACAACAUCUCUUCCUCCAGAUGUCAUGCAUGAUUUCUUGGAGGGUGUAGCACCGUUGGUAUUGAGGCUUGUUGUAUGUAAAGCUCAUCAAGAAAAACAUAUAACCAUACAAGAACUAAAUGAUGAACUAAGAAAGAUGUCCAUUGGACAAAAUGAUAAGACAAAUAAGCCUGUGGCUUUCUCAGAAAAUAUUUUACAUGGAUCCAGUGUUGUUGGAUCUGCUUCACAGAAGUGGUGUUUAUUCCGCCUACUUCCUUUCUUGAUGGCACACAGGGUACCUGAAGGCUGCAGUUACUGGCGGAUCUAUUUAUUGUGUCGUGAAAUUGCCGACAUUGUAAUGGCACCUGUUGUAAAAAAAGAGUCCCUUCUUCUUCUUGACCAAUUAGUUUCUGAGUUUUUGUGUGGCAUGGAAAAAGAGUUUGGAAAUGUGAUAACUCCAAAAUGUCAUUACUUGAUCCAUUAUUCUCGUCUAAUGUUGUCCUACGGUCCUUUACGGUCUUUGUGGUGCAUGAGAUUUGAAGGGAAACAUCAGUAUUUCAAACAGGUAGCUAGUUCCUCAAGGAACUUUGUCAAUGUUACAUCAACUUUAAGCAGCCGCCAUCAGUUUAGACAGUGUUGGGAAUUUUCGUCAACUAAUAUGUUUGGGGAGUAUGAGAGGGUUAUGGGACGCAGUGUUAACACACUGUUACAGUCUCUUCCUUCAGCUCUUAGGCAUUCCAUAACUGUUAGUGAGCGGUACAAACAUGUCAAUUUUCAGGACAUUACACUCAACCGAGUAACAGAGGUUGUGAUUAACAGUGUUAAAUACUGUGUAGGAGAUGUCUUUGUUGUGGGUCAUUUGCACGGUGAAAAAAUACCUUUGUUUUUUCAGGUCAAAUACAUUCUAAACAUACACACAGAUUGGGCGUUAUGUGGAAAGCUAUUAAUUCCUCUUUCUUUCUGUCAUCACUAUUACGCCUACUUGGUGAAGUAUGAACAGGACUGGACUGUCCUUGACCCUUUUGAGGUGAUGGAUUUUCAUGCUUUGGAUACAUACUGUGUCGAUGAUAAACUGUUUGUUAGUAUGCGGCAUUUAUGUUAAGCUGUGUUGGGAGGGUUGUAGAGCGUUGUAGAUGAGCUCAAAGCUUGUGUUUUUUAAUCCAGAACACAUCAAGUGUCAUAUAGUUUAUCCGUUAAGUGACUCUUUACUUUGGUGUGGUGCUAAAGUGUUUUGCUUGGUCUUUGAUAAUAAACUUAUGUUUUUCUGCACUAUACUGCUGUUCUUAUUAGUGAUGUUUAUGAAA